AUGGGCAGCCCUGGGGAGUGGACUGCCCUAGCCCGAGGGCUUGAUGGGAUUAUCCCAGAAUCGGCCUUAGAUAGAAGUAGAAGAACUUGGAUUGCAAGUGGUUGUAUAAGGGGAAACAAGAGUUUGAAAAAGUUAGAUUCAAGGCUAGUUGCUCACUUUGAUCGGAAAUUGAAGCAAAUGGAUGAUACUACUGCUUUCUUACAUGGUGAACUUGAUAAGAAUAUUUAUAUGAAUCAACCUAAGGGGUCUGAUAUAGCAUAUGCAAUUAGUUGCUUGAGUAAAUUUAUGUCUAACCCUGAUAUGCCUCAUUGGAAUGUUUUGAAAAGACUUUUGAGAUAUCUAAAAACCACUAUUGAUGUUGGCUUGACUUUCUCUAAGUGUUCUAUAGGUACUAAGUUAGUUGGUUAUGUGGAUUUCAAUUAUGCUAAUGAUAGGGAUAAUAGAAAGUCUAUUACUUCUUACGUGUUUACUUUGUGUGGCUCUUGCAUAAGUUGUAAGUCUCAAUUUCAACCCAUUGUUGCUUUAUCUACUACAGAAUCUGAGUAUGUAGUUGCCACUGCAACUUUUAAGGAAGCAAUUUGGCUUAAGACUAUUUUGUCUGAAGUUAGUUUUCUUGACAAAAAUAUGGUUGUAUUUUCUGAUAGUUAA
This is a messenger RNA of Impatiens glandulifera, 648 nucleotides long. RefSeq names its product secreted RxLR effector protein 161-like. The transcript has 4 exons. The record is from RefSeq and is a predicted model, not a curated record. Bases 1 to 648 code for a protein of 215 amino acids. Lineage: Eukaryota; Viridiplantae; Streptophyta; Magnoliopsida; Ericales; Balsaminaceae.